Malassezia vespertilionis is the source of this 1170-nucleotide messenger RNA. RefSeq names its product non-specific serine/threonine protein kinase (gene ENV7). Gene Ontology annotation, molecular function: protein serine/threonine kinase activity; ATP binding. NCBI's taxonomy places the organism in Eukaryota, Fungi, Basidiomycota, Malasseziomycetes, Malasseziales, Malasseziaceae. The transcript has a single exon. Gene Ontology annotation, cellular component: cytoplasm; Golgi apparatus. Bases 1 to 1170 code for a protein of 389 amino acids. Gene Ontology annotation, biological process: regulation of vacuole fusion, non-autophagic; vacuolar protein processing; protein phosphorylation. The record is from RefSeq and is a predicted model, not a curated record.
AUGAACGCGGAUGCGUUAGGCUGUGUACGACGCGUCGCGGACUAUGCGCAGGACCUCGUGUACGCCGUGAUUGCAUGGAUGCAGUGUGGCGCGAGCGGAUCUAAGGUAAAGGUGAAUGGGAUUAGCUACGAGAUUGUGCGGCUUUUAGGUGAAGGAGGAUUUAGUAUGGUGUACCUUGUUCGCGACACCCAAACUGGCCAGGAGUUUGCCCUGAAAAAGAUCCGGUGCCAGCACGGUGCAGAGUCUGUGCGUGAGGCGCUUGCCGAGGUGGAUGCCAUGACUCGCUUCCGCAACCCCAAUGUAAUUCGACUGUGCGAUUCUGCUGUGCUUGCGGAUACGCAAGGCGCGUCGACAUCGCUGCGCGGAAAUGUGCCUGUGCACGACGAGGAGCAAGGGAGCGUUGAGCGCAUAGUGUACAUUGUGCUGCCCUACUACGAGCACGGAAAUGUGCAAGAUGCGAUCUCCGCCCAUGUGAUUCGGGGUACGCGCUUCGAAGAGCGUUGGAUGCUGCAAGUUUUUUGCGACGCGUGCCUUGCGGUGCAUGCUAUGCAUACAUACGCACUUCCUGCUGUCGAGAUGGAUGCAGCGAAAAGUGACGGUGCGUCGCUCCUGUUUGAUGCCGUCUCGGAAUUGUCGUAUUUCCCCGCGACACCGAUGGCCACAAUGCAGCAAACGCGCGCAGACGCGCACAUCGAGCCAUAUGCACACCGCGAUAUCAAGCCUGCGAAUAUCAUGCUUGGCGAUCACGGGCGCACGGGUGUGUUAAUGGACUUUGGCAGUACGAUUCGCGCGCGCGUCGCGAUUCGCUCGCGCAAAGAGGCCAUCGCGCACCAGGACCUUGCCGCAGAGCGCUCGAGCAUGCCGUACCGUGCGCCGGAACUUUUCGAUGUGAAAACGGAUACGGUGCUCGACGAGAAGGUGGAUAUCUGGGCGCUUGGAUGCACCUUGUACGCCAUGGCCUACCUGCACUCGCCAUUCGAGACGCCGUCUACCGAAGGCGGCUCGCUUGCGCUGGCCGUGACGAAUGGCGCGUACAAAUUUCCGGAGCAGGACCCCUAUUCUGCGGCAACGCGCGCCAUCAUCCAGCGAUGUCUCACGACUGAUCCAGCCGCGCGGCCAUCGAUCGAGGAGGUGAUUGCAAUGACCACAAAUGCACUAAAUACGCUGUAG